This is a messenger RNA of Penicillium oxalicum, 546 nucleotides long. RefSeq lists its product as uncharacterized. The transcript is spliced from 2 exons. The record is from RefSeq and is a predicted model, not a curated record. Bases 1 to 546 code for a protein of 181 amino acids. NCBI's taxonomy places the organism in Eukaryota, Fungi, Ascomycota, Eurotiomycetes, Eurotiales, Aspergillaceae.
AUGGCUCCACCAAAGCGCCGCGCCUCUUCGCCGGCUCCGCCUUUAAGAAGAUCGAGACGCCUUCAAGAAACGCCUCAACCCCCGCCUCAGCAGUUAGGAAGAGGGCUAUCAAUCAUGUCCACUGACACAGAGACCCCGGAAAACUGGAAAACCUUGGCUGGCGCUGCUAAGGUAAGAACAGCGAGGUACAGGCCCGAGAAACGCCCUCAUGAAAACCUACUCCAACCUUCUCUCGAUGCCUUCGUCGACUGGUUACCAGAAGGCGGCCGGGAAUCCGUGGCGAGGGACAUCAAUGAUGCAAAAAUUGACGAAGAAUUACACGACGUGUUCAUGAAUCUCUUCACUGGUCUUGCAAUACCGAACAAGUCGAAAUUGUUGCAUCUUGCCUUGACGAGCCCCAACCCCGCGAUCAUCAGUUCAAGGAUUUAUGUCUUCAACGCGAUAACUAUCGGUGCAUCGCCACCGGCCAAAUGGACACCGGUCACUGGGACAAAACUGGUCGGCCAGAUGGCGUUUUGCAUGCGCCUACUAAUGGUGCACAUGUAA